Molecule: messenger RNA, 3030 nt
Organism: Formica exsecta
Lineage: Eukaryota; Metazoa; Arthropoda; Insecta; Hymenoptera; Formicidae
Gene: Setd3
Product: actin-histidine N-methyltransferase
Exons: 7
Coding region: 406-1857 (483 amino acids)
Biological process (GO): actin modification; peptidyl-lysine trimethylation; peptidyl-lysine dimethylation
Molecular function (GO): protein-L-histidine N-tele-methyltransferase activity; histone H3K36 methyltransferase activity; transcription coactivator activity
Source: RefSeq, a predicted model, not a curated record
CGAUACGUCAUCCCGGAAUAAGUAUUCCAUUUAUUGCCGGCAGUUCGAAGAAUGAUCGAGAUUCAGUGGCAAAGAAAGUUCAAGAGGUAGGAGUUACGAGAAAGUAGGUGACCCACCCCCCUGGCAGAAAUUGGAAAAUCAAUAAAGUGCGGCGCGGGAAGAGGAAAAGGGACGAAACGGGAACCGCGCGAUACGUAAAACGCGGCUCCCGCGCUUUUCAGGUUAUGUCGCCCGUAUUUCGACACCCGCGUCGUACGGGCACGAGUGGCCCGUACGUGCUAUUUUCGUUGCGGCGAAAGAGGGUUUAUUCUUGCCAGUCGUCAUAGGCGCCGCGCGUUACGCAUUAUAAUGUAUCUGAGAGCGACGGUGAGCCUUGACGAGAGCGCCGUAAGAUAGUAGACAAAAAUGGGCAGGAAGAAGGCUCACGCAAAAGGUAAACAACAGAGUCCAUCAUCGCAGCAGAAGCAUAUAUCCGCGGCGAAGAGGAACGAGCUUAAUGCCUUGUGCGAGAAACUUUUUCAUCUAAGCAGCAAUCCAGCGUAUGUGACGCAAUUAUGGAACAACUACUUGGAUAUAUCGGAAGUUCUGCUGAAGGUUAAACGUCUGGAGGAGAUGAAGACAGAAUCGUCUCAGCGAUCCCAGGGGAUUGGACAAUUUAUGAAUUGGCUUACAGAGAAUGGGGCACGUAUGGACGGCAUGAGUAUCGCUGAAUUUCCGGGAUGUGAUCUGGGACUAAAGGCAGAGACCGACUUUGCUGAAAAUCAGUUGAUCCUGGAAAUACCGAGGGCUCUCAUCUUCAGUACGUAUACCGCAGCACCAGAACUGACAGUUCUGCAAAAUGAUCCACUGGUGCAGCAUAUGCCACAAGUGGCAUUGGCAAUAGCGCUUCUCGUAGAGAGGCAUAAGGAGAACUCCAAGUGGAAGCCUUACCUGGAUAUGCUUCCUAGUAGCUACAACACAGUUUUAUAUAUGAAAGCUAAUGAUAUGAUGGAGCUUAAAGGCAGUCCUACAUUAGAGGCUGCGUUGAAGCAAUGUCGAAAUAUCGCCAGGCAGUAUUCCUACUUUAACAGAGUAUUUCAAAGUAACAAUAACGCCGUUUCAGUGAUACUCAGGGAUGUUUUCACCUAUGAAAAAUACUGUUGGGCGGUUUCAACGGUAAUGACACGACAGAACUUAAUUCCGAGCCCGGACGGCUCGCGCAUGAUUCAUGCCUUAAUCCCGAUGUGGGAUAUGUGCAAUCACGAGAACGGCAGGAUUACGACAGAUUUCAACGCGACAUCGGAUCGCUGCGAGUGCUACUCGUUGAGGGACUUCAAGAAAGGGGAACAAGUAUUCAUAAGUUACGGCCCAAGAACAAAUUCCGAUUUUUUCGUGCAUUCGGGCUUUGUCUAUAUGAAUAACAAACAAGAUGGUUUUAAACUUCGUCUUGGCAUUAGUAAAGCAGAUUCCCUUCAGAAGGAGCGAAUAGAACUGUUAAGCAAACUGGGUUUGCCAUCGGUAGGGGAAUUUUUACUAAAGCCGGGUACGGAACCCAUUUCCGAUACAUUAUUGGCUUUUCUGCGAGUGUUCAGUAUGCGAAAGGCCGAGCUUGCGCACUGGUUACGCUCGGACAAGGUCUUCGACCUGAAGCACAUGGACUGUGCGUUGGAGACGGUCGUCGAGGAGAAUGUCAGAAAAUUUUUGUUGACUAGGCUGCAACUUUUAAUCGCUAAUUAUCCGACGACAUUGAAGGAGGAUCUAGAUUUAUUGGAGACCACAUUGCCGCAAAUAAAAAAAAUGGCUGUUCAAUUGAGGGUUACGGAGAAAAAGAUACUUCUGGGCGCGCUAGAAUACGUGGAGCAGUGGAUAAAAGCUUGAAAUGAUAAUGGGUUAUGUUUCGGCUAGGGAAUAUAUACUUAUAUAAUUACGAAUUAAAAGCAUCUCGAGAGAAAUCAAUUUUAUUUUUACAAUAUUUCUGAACGACGAUUUCGAGUAUAAAAGCAAAAUAUAAAAGCGGACGAAUUAUAUGUAAUAAAAAGCGUAAUAUAUAUCUAAUUACCUAUACAUAAAACUGUUCGACGUGUAUGCGCAUAAUAAUUAUAGGAGAGCGACAUAUUGUAAAAUACUGUGAACUAUAUGAACAAUCGACGAUUAUGUGUACGUCUACGUAAGUGAUAUACAAUAUAAUUGUACAAUAAUUGCGUGCUCAGUAAAAAUAUCUUAAUUCUUGUUUUCGUGAGAUGGAAAUUUGCAAGCAUUUGGCUUUUUCUCCUUCACACAUUUGCUCUCUCUUAAAUUGUAACAUGAAUCAAACGCUAAUAAAGCGAUACUGAUCUAUGAUUACAAGAAUUGAUAUUUUACUCUUGCGCUGCUUUGAUAUAUAUGAUAUAAAAAAGUGAUGUCUAUACAGAAAAGAAUCUUGUUAAUGAACAUUUAUUUUUCAAAACGAGUACAUAAUGGCUGAAAUUCUUGAUGUAAACUAUGAUACUAUAGGCUUACAUUAGAUUUACGUAUGCUGCAAAAUAUUUCCUGACGCACGAGUGAAUUUGAACGACCCGCGUAAAUACGACCCUGCGAGGUGUUUUGAGUAUUUAUCAUAUGUUAUAAAAAUGCUAUUAUGUGUGUUUAGUCCGGUGUUGUCAUGUUACUGCAUGAAUCAUUGCGCGAGAAUGGUAAUUAGGUCUUUAAGAAAUAUCAGAUUUCAUGAAUUAAAAUUAAUAAAAAUUAACGAUACUAAUUAUAACGAGACGCUAUAAUCAGGCUACAGCAGGACUGAUAGCUCGCGGAAUAUAUCGCUUUUUAAAAUAUAUUUCAACACAAACAUAAUCUUGAAAAAAGAUGUGUUACAUAAACAUAUAUAUCACUUGACCUAUAUACAUAACAUAUAUGAUGAGAUUUAACUCCCCUCUUUCCUAAUGUGAUCAAUAUAUCUUUUUAUGGACUAUAAGAAAAUUAAUUACAUCUAUGAUGUAAAUUUUUCGAGCGAGAAAUCUUGACAUAAGAACGUCACAUGUGAUAGCGGAAUGUAUUUACAUUACAAAUUAAAAAAAA